AUGACCUCCCACGAUGGCGACCGUGCACCCGAGUCUGGGUCGUAUGGAAGCUCACCUACCUCCCCCGCAAAGCAAUACAUGUCUAUUACUAGAACUGGAAGCGGAGAUCAAAGUGGUUCAUCCAAUGAACCGGUUUCAGCAUCCCUCCCUGCAACUACAUAUGGUACCAUCGAGUCAAGCGAGCUCCCAUCACGAAUAGAGAGCUCGUCGGAACGACAAAGCUUGCACGCGUCUUCGAGCUUCCACGACCUCCCCCGGAGUCCUGCCCCUAGCUAUCAGAUCCCUGAAAGGACUCCCAAAAAGCCCCCAACGGUACGACGUGUUUCAUCUAAGCCUUAUCGUGGACAAGAAUUCUCUGUGGACGAUGAUGUUUCCGAGUAUGAAGAAGACAAUGCGCUGAAACAUGUUGCCUCAGCCACACGAUCUGGUGCCAGGUCGCAUGGGACGUUACGAAGAAGGUUUAAUGCACAACCGCCUACCUUGCAACGUGUGGACUCUGCUGAUGAAGAUCCUCCGGGUGAACCCCAUGGACUUGACGAAGCAGAGCCCCAUGAUAGUGACGUCGUGGAUGAUGUUAAUGAUGAUGAGGAAGAAAAUACUAGCGAUGCGGAAAGUUUUACUCUCAAGGAUCGCCAGCAGGCGAUUAAUCAAACUCAUCCCUUCGGUAUUAGAAUCUGGAAGCCUGCUUUAUAUAAGAAACUUCGCUCCGUCGAAAAGACAGCAGAGGGGGAUAUUCACUCCGUGCCCGGAGAGAGGGUCGACAAGUUCCUUUUUGUAGUCAACUUUCUAUGGACCUUAUUCUUUGGAUGGUGGCUGGCUUUGGCUGCUUUAUUAGGAGCAUGUGCCUGCUUUUUCGUUGGAUUCCUCCCCGAUGCGGUCGCCUACGGCAAAGUAUUUUUCGGUCUUGCCGGCUAUCUUCUAUACCCUUUUGGCUCUUUUGUUCGUCUUCAAUCUGAUGAAAACUACGCUGAGGAGGAUGAAGGUGAAGGACGAAGCAUCAGUGAAUAUGAACAAUGGCAGAGCGGAGACUUGGAACACGGACGACUCUUCUUUGGCCCCCGUUCCUUGGUCGGUCGUAGGAGAAAUAGCCUGGACUCAGCUGGUGAAUACGAAAGCUUACUAGGCCGUGCUGGUAGGGCUCAUAGAUCGGACAGCCCUAUACCUAGGAACAAAAGACGGUUCUUCGGCCGAGGAGAGUGGACGAUUGGACGAGUCAUGUUUUACUGUCUCUUCUAUUUCUUCGUCGGCCCUUUGAUGCUUCUCGCAUCAUUUAUUUGCUGGAUGCUGGUCUUCUGGAUACCAAUGGGCCGUGUGGUUGUUAUCCUGCUGCAUCAUCUCCGCCGACACCCCCUCGCCCUAUCUUUCCAUCUUGACACCUCACAUGCCAGAGGACCUAGUUGCAAACCUUCGUCGAUCCUACUUUGCACAUAUCGCGCCGCUGGUCUCAAGUACUGGAAAUACACAGUUGAUGGGACAAACAUCUUCUUUAUCAAUCUUCUCGGGGUCGUUGCCUUUACUAUCCUGGAUUACUGGGUAUUGCACCGAACGUUACAACUUGACUCUUGGAUAGCAAACAAUGGUCUAAUAUUUGCUCUUGCUCUUAUUUCGAUUAUCCCACUUGCCUACUUUAUUGGACAGGCAGUGGCAUCCAUCUCGGCUCAAUCAUCCAUGGGCCUAGGUGCUGCUAUCAACGCCUUUUUCUCCACAGUAGUUGAGGUAUACCUCUAUUGCGUUGCUCUAACCGAAGGUAAAGCUCGACUUGUGGAGGGUAGUAUCAUUGGCAGCAUCUUUGCUGGUAUACUCUUUCUCCCUGGACUGUCCAUGUGUUUUGGAGCCAUUAAAAGGAAGACUCAACGAUUCAAUGUCAAAUCCGCUGGAGUUACUUCAACUAUGCUUUUAUUUGCCACUGUUGCUGCAUUUGGGCCAACGCUGUUUUACCAGGUAUACGGCAGUCAUGAGCUGUACUGUCAUCCGUGUUCAUCGAAAGCUUUGCCCAAUGGCAAAGAUUGCCGUCGAUGCUAUUUCUCCGAUACACCAUCUUUGAAGAACAAGUUCUUUGUAAAGGCAGUACAGCCAUAUUCUUGGUUUGCGGCAUCCUUAUUAUUUCUCUGUUAUGUGAUUGGACUCUGGUUCACUUUGCGUACACAUGCCGCCAUUAUCUGGUCCACUGAACUAGACGAGAAGAAGCAUCCACCUCAGCUUCAGCAUUCGGAUCUAACAUCAACGCUCCAAGCACAGAAGAAUCAUUCUAUCAAUGGACGUCAACUGACGCAAGCCUGCCACGCCAAAGGAUCUAUACGAGAGUCCCAGCAAUAUGCCCGCAUUCUGGGGCAAUCUUUGAAACAAGUGGGUCUAUCUUCUAUGGUCAACGAUGACCUCUCGGAACAAUCCAAGCAAAAAGCCCCUGCAGAGGAGCCCUCUCUUACUCCACAUGUUGUCCCACCAAAAAGCCAGACCCAAGCGUUGAACUUGAGAUUACCAGGCCUAUCUGAGGAGGAGAACGAAAUGUUUGUCCGCCAGGUGACUGAAGUGGCCGCCACAGCCGCCACCGUGGCUGCUCGUGAUGCAGCUCGCCAGCCAAGAAAACCGUCUGUUACUGCCCAUAUGGUCGGUACGCAUGGGAAAACAUCAACUAUUGGAACACCGGGAGGCGUCACUGAAGAGGCCAAUGAGGGUGCCGUGUUUACUGAAUCUCAUGCCCAACCAGGUGGACAUGACGCGCCAAACUGGAGUAAACUGAAAAGUACAGUAAUUCUUCUCGGUGCCACUAUCCUGUAUGCUAUUAUUGCAGAAAUUCUGGUGAAUACCGUGGAUGUGGUUCUGGAAAGCGUCGAUAUUGACGAAAAAUUCUUGGGAAUUACCCUUUUUGCUCUUGUCCCUAAUACGACCGAAUUCCUGAAUGCUAUAUCCUUUGCUAUGAAUGGCAAUAUUGCUUUGUCUAUGGAAAUAGGCUCUGCGUACGCUCUUCAGGUCUGCCUUCUGCAGAUACCGGCCGUUGUUUUAUUCAGUGCGAUACAUAGUCAACUCUACGUUGACCCAGCUGACCUUCUUAGCCAUAGCUUUAACCUAAUCUUCCCUCAAUGGGAUAUGAUCACUACAAUCCUUUGCGUUUUCUUGCUUUCCUACGUUUAUGGAGAAGGCAAGAGUAACUAUUUUAAGGGCUCUAUUUUACUACUAACCUACUUAUUUGUGGUGAUGGGCUUCUUUUUAACGAAAUACAAUACAUUAGACACUAAUGGUGUCGACCGAUUCGAUACCUUGGCUUUGGGAGACGGAAGUAUCUUACUGACUUCCAAGAUAGGUGGGAGAGUGUAA
This is a messenger RNA of Ophidiomyces ophidiicola, 3315 nucleotides long. RefSeq lists its product as uncharacterized. NCBI's taxonomy places the organism in Eukaryota, Fungi, Ascomycota, Eurotiomycetes, Onygenales, Onygenaceae. The record is from RefSeq and is a predicted model, not a curated record. The transcript has 5 exons. Bases 1 to 3315 code for a protein of 1104 amino acids. Gene Ontology annotation, cellular component: membrane; endomembrane system. Gene Ontology annotation, biological process: intracellular calcium ion homeostasis; calcium ion transmembrane transport. Gene Ontology annotation, molecular function: calcium:proton antiporter activity.